Orbicella faveolata is the source of this 3162-nucleotide messenger RNA. RefSeq lists its product as uncharacterized. The record is from RefSeq and is a predicted model, not a curated record. NCBI's taxonomy places the organism in Eukaryota, Metazoa, Cnidaria, Anthozoa, Scleractinia, Merulinidae.
CCCUGCCGGCUUUUCUUCCUUCUCACUGUGAUUUCUUCUUUUUAUGCAUAAAAUAGGGGGAGGGGGGCCUAGAUCCGUCACUGUUGACAUCCCGUUUGUCGUAUCACAUGCCGCAGAUCAAAGGUACUGAUACAGCUGGUGUUGCCCCCAUAAUGGUUUUUAAUUCAUUGCCUAUCCAAUUACCUACCUAGUUACAUUUAUACCUAGCUGCCUGGCUUCCAAAACCCUGAUAAGGUCGACAGUAUACGAUUUGCUCUGUGAGGUCGUCCAGCACUGCUGUCACCUGCUAGAAUUCUGUUAAUUUCCCAGGACCUUAUGAUAAUUUAAUCAAGUUACGAAUUAUGGGCUUAAUUGUGCUUGUUAUCACCCUGGAGAUUGCUUGGCUUACCGUUAGUGAUUGACAACUGAUUUUUUAUUUUCCAGUUCCCAGCACGUUAUCACCAUCAAAGGCAUCUGUCAGCCCUGCGUUGAUAUCAAUUGCGGCAAUUUCCGGAUGUGUUAUUGUUCUAACACUGCCAGUGCUCGUUCUUCGCUAUCGAAGACGCCACAAAAGAGAAAUACCUUACGAGCCUCAGAUUGAUGCCAAAACAACUAGCAAACACUCCGUUCCUGCAACCAUAUAACCUUUGGGCCAGUUAAAACGUUAAUUUCAAUAAUAAAAACCGGCAAUCAGGGCUUAGCUAGCAACGAGCAAACCGAGAGAAUCAAAUGCCAUUAACCAAAUUCAGUUUUAAAGAAAUGUCGUAGAUUAUUUCGGUAGUGAGUGAAGUUUGACGUUUUUUCUGGGCCUAUUAAGCCCACUUGGCUGUAACGAACCCUAACACUUUCAUUAAUAUGGCAAUAUCACAAACAAGAAGUAAAUAAAAUGCCGUUGCAUUAACGAAUCUUCAACUGCAGGAGCGAGAGUGUUCAAUGAAGGAUUUAAAGGGUAAUAAGUAUAGACUUGGAUGAAAUAUCACUGCAGCAACUGUGCGACAAACACGCUCUAAAAUGGCUAAUUCUAGACAAAGUAACGAAGAAGUGCAUAUAAUUCAUUCUCUCUCCUUUUCUCUCUCUCUCCGUUUCUCACCCUCUAACCGACUUGCCGAAUGUUUGGAACAGGUUAACUCUCACAAGACGUUUUAGUCUUGUUUAACUUUUACAAUUUUAAUUAUCUCGUACGUGACAUAUGAUCUCUCAUACUCAUUACGUUUGUAUCAUUUACCAGUAAAUAGUCAAAUUUUAUAAGUACCGUAUGUCAAUUAGUGUUGCUAUUUUACUAGUGUCCCCAACUAGUCUAUCUAGGCUAAACAAAUAGACACUUAAAUAAAGGUUUUACUUACUUACGAACUUAACUCGUGUUCUUUAUGCUAAUUUUGUUGAGUUUUAAUUUGUAGCAAAUUGAGUUCAAUCAGUUCAAGCUUAAGUUUAUGCUCAGUCCGAGUCUAUUACACGUUGAGAUCUGAAAAUGAAUAAAGUUAGUGAGUGCACUGAAAUAAAAACAUUUACCAUUUCUGUCAAUUUUAUCGACACAUUUCUAAUUAGUUAUUUAGCUCUUUGAGGGUAGAGAGAACAUUUUGGUGCGAAACAUGAAUGCGAAGCAUUUUAGCGGGAAGCCAGUAGGAAGUCCUGUUGUAAUUUAAUCUGGAAAAGCCUUACCCUUAUUUAAAUUACAACCCAUAUCAGUAUUGGUAAAAUACGAUUUGUGUCACUGUUCCAGAAAUGCAGACAGUUAAGCUGACAGUUGUCUGAGUAUUUCCUGCGUUUCGUAGAAAUUUUAAAAUACAAUUGAUCAUUGUCAAACGUCAGUCAUUCAAGACGCGCUUACUAAGCACAUUUUAAGCUCGAUUCAUUAAAAGCCAUGAUUUAUCGACGGGAAGCUUUCGUUUUGAGCACUUCCAUUUGCGUUUUUGCACUGUUCCAAGCGUCAUGCCAGUCCAGUUUAUCCUUAACAGAAGACAGGCCCCCAGACCUCGUAAAGGUUCCUGAAUUAGGAAAAGACGUGCCCGUAAGCUGGGGUUUCUCGUACAAAGACUCAGCAAGCAUUUCAAACGGUCCAUGGGAAGCCCAAGCUGUGCUGGAAAUAAGCUUUGGAAUUUGGAAAUCCAUCAAUGAUAGAAUCCUAUUGAAGAAAAUAGUUGCAGUGGACAAGAGUGGCAAGUUUCAGGUUCGCAGUGGUUACGAGAGCAAAAUAGAUUGGAGCUACUCAGUCAACAAAUUAACAUUUAAGUUAAAAAGUUUUGCCGUUCAAGAUGAGGCAACUUAUGGAAUCAAUGUUGAGUUAAUUGGUUUAGAUCAGAAGUCGCUUACAGACACUGUGAGCGUUGAGACUGCCGCGCAAUACAACAGGCAGACUGGCAAUUUGACUGUGCGAAAUGAAACAGCGUAUACAUCAGAAACCGUUGAUCUUUUAUUUAAAAGAUCCGCCUACGACAAAACGGACGAUUUUUUCAAAUAUAGAAUUUAUAAAGGACAUGUCUCCGUCAUCACGCUUGGAAAGGUACAAGAUGGAAAACAUGGCGCCUGUGUCAAUGAUUCUCUACUGGCCCAAUGCCAGCAACGUUACUCUCUGCGUUAUGUAAACAAAACUUAUGUGUCCUUCCGUCUGAGUAACGUAACACUUCUGGAUUCUGGUCUGUACACGCUUCAAGCAUUUUUCGCUAAAAUUAUACACGAUCCAGAAUACGCUGAAUUAUAUUUAACUGUACAAGAAAAACCAAGUACUCUUACUUCAGUUGAACCAGCUCAUGAAACGUCGAAUCCCACAGCAAAAGGUGGCCAGUCAGAUGUCCAAUUUUCUAUCAUUUCCCUGCUCGUGUUGAUGAUUUUCCAAGCCUUGUUUCAUAAAGGAGUGGUCACGUGCUAAAGGCAGCAGGUGCAUCCUAAUGCCGGACACUUCUCUUUUUUUCUGUUAUUUUGAUCAGUUACAAUUUUCACCGAACUAAAAGUCAAUAUUGCAGUUGAGGGAUAGUGCCGAAUUUAAACGAUUUAUUAAGUAUUAGUAUAAUUUCAGAGCUGAACAAAGAGUUUCCAGCAAUCUGAUUGGUUGCGCGAUUCCUUAUAUGACAUUAUGUUCACCGCGCUAAGGGGUGAAUAUAACAUUUUCGAAACCUGGUUUUUAAGCUUGCCGUCUUUGCCAUCUCGUCGCCGCCGCCGCCGCCGCCGCCGCCGCCGCCGCCGCCG